Bacillus rossius redtenbacheri is the source of this 4781-nucleotide messenger RNA. RefSeq names its product zinc finger protein 431-like. Gene Ontology annotation, molecular function: DNA-binding transcription activator activity, RNA polymerase II-specific; RNA polymerase II cis-regulatory region sequence-specific DNA binding; DNA-binding transcription repressor activity, RNA polymerase II-specific. Gene Ontology annotation, biological process: regulation of transcription by RNA polymerase II. The transcript has 14 exons. The coding region runs from base 2260 to 4680 and encodes 806 amino acids. Gene Ontology annotation, cellular component: nucleus; nucleoplasm. NCBI's taxonomy places the organism in Eukaryota, Metazoa, Arthropoda, Insecta, Phasmatodea, Bacillidae. The record is from RefSeq and is a predicted model, not a curated record.
AUCUGUAUUGUACGGAUUAGCGCCAAAAAAAAUCGUACAAAUAUGAAAUAACUUUCAUUAUAUGCUAUCUUACGUCCUCUUUUCAGAACCGCCUGCGGAGAUUAAAAAUUCCAAUUACUUUUGGAGAUAUCGAAUUUUUUAAUAUUCAUUUUUCGGCGAUUUUUUUAAAAAAAAUAAUUAAAAAUCCGAAAAUACCUUUAUUCUGUGCUCUUUUACUUCCUCUUUUCAUUAAACCCGGCGGAGAUCAGAAAUUCCAAAUACUUUAGGAGAUAUGGAAUUUUUUAAUUUUCGUGAUGUGCACUGAUGCGUCGUUUGAGCGGGAAGCCUACGAUUCACACAUCCUUCUGGACAUACCCGAAUACUCACGUUGGCUAGCCUUCUUUUCUUAAAAUUAGCAAGAAGUAAUUAAAAAUACUUUAAAACACUGUGGAUGGUUGGUUAUAUUAGGUAAGUAUAGCUACAUUAAAAAAACUGUAAAAUCAUUUUAUGGUUGCUUAGCAAAUAACUUUUUAAUAUGUAGCUAUCCAGCGCUAGGAAACCGUUUACAUGAUUUCACAGUAUUUUUAAUGUAGCUAUCCUAACCAAAUCAACCAUCCACAAUGUUUUGAAGUAUUUAUAAUGUAGCUAACAUAACCUAAUUGACCAUUAGUUUUCAUGAGUUGCAUAUUUAUUUACAAUAAACAAAAAAAAAACUUGAAGAUGCACGAUCGGGCGUUGGCCUCUCGUCUGUUGAAAGAAGGCUUGCCAACGUGAGUAUUCGGGUAUGUCCAGAAGGAUGAGUGAAUCGUAGGCUUCCCGCGUUUCCACCAUUGUUGCUUGUUUACAAGUAUGAUUUUUUUUUUUUUUUUUUCGCGACGUAGUUGAACGACUACAUCACGUAAAAAGAAAAUUACGUGAGUUCCUACUGUUCAUCCUUUUUCCCGGUUUGUUAGGUCAGGUCAGCUACAUUAUAAAUACUUUAAAAGUAAACAACCAUUAAAAUUAAUUUUAUUAUUUUUAAUGUCCGUUCAGUUUCAAAGUAUUUAUACUGUAGCUGACCUGACCUAAUCUACCUUUGUCCCGUUUUGUUAGAUCAGGUCAGUUACAUUAUAAAUACUUAAAACUAUACAAGUAAAAUUAAUUAAUAUUAUUUUUAAUUUCCGUUUAUUUUGAAGUAUUUAUCAUGUAACUAACCUUACCUAAUGGAAAAUUUCUGUUAUUUAGGCAUUCACGCACACACGGCAAAAUAUAAAAUGGCGUCUGUUGAAUGAUUACAUAGGGCUUGUAUUGCAAAAUAAGAACGGCGAUAUCUCCAAAAGUAAUUGGAAUUUUUUAUCUCCGCAGGCGGUUUUGAAAAGAGGACGUAAAAGAGCAUAUAAUGAAAGUUAUUUCAUAUUUGUACGAUUUUUUUUGGCGCUAAUCCGUACAAUACAGAUUUACCAAAAUUUCUGUUAUUUAGGCAUUCACGCACACGGCAAAAUAUAAAAUGGCGUCUGUUGAAUGAUUACAUAGGGCUUGUAUUGCAAAAUAAGAACGGCGAUAUCUCCAAAAUGUUUUGUAUACAGAAGAAAGUAUAUUUUCCCAUCUAUUGGAACACUGACUUUCAACUCAUGGAAUUUGUUUCCGUGAUAAAAUUUUCCACGUUUGCUGUAGAGAAUUUAACUGUGUAGCUGAUAAAAAAUUGCAUCAGUUCAGACACAACCAUAUAAUUACUUAUCAUAUUUGUGCAUGCAAGUUUACUGGAGACAAAAAAUUCCAGCUGCAUUAUGACAGACAUUUGUUAGCCACGAAACCUUUUGAGUGCUGCAAUUGUGGUAAACGAUUCCACACUACUGUCAUGUGUUGAAUGUUUACGCAAAAUGACACAGCCUCAUGAAGUGUCAGUUUUGUGAACUGCGUUCCGAUUCAUUUGUGAAGUAAUCUUUUUGAAGCACAUAAAAAUGCAUGGAAGUUUUUGUGGAGACCUCUUCAUCAGGGUUGUAGAGUGAUAUGAUUGUGAAGAAUUGGAGCUUGAAAAAAAAAUUUAAAGUUAUAUGUUGAGAAGCAAAGCUCGACUCAGCAAGUGUGUGUGCUAAAUGUUGAGUCAGUUGUUGCGUAGUGUUUUGAUGACGUUGUUGGCAGUGUGUCUCACAUUAACAGACUGUGGAAUAAAGAUGCAAUUGGUGUGGAAGGAAAUAUAUUCAAGUGCAAUUUGUCUUCAGUGCAGCUAACAAGUAGACUGCGCGCCCGUGGAAUCGAACGUGUCUUCUUUGUGGGCGAAGAAGCAAGACAGUGAGAAGUAUGCAAAGGCAUUUAGAAUCACAUCUUAAAAGAGAGUCUGCCAGGAAACAGCUAACAGCCAGUAACAUAGAAUGCAGUGUUGGCCAUGAAAAACAUACAAGCACUGGCAAAUGCAACUGUCAGCUCUUUAAAGUCCAAAAGGUGUUUGGUGACGCAAAACAGCCAUAUCCGUGUGCCUGUCCUAGGAAAUUCAAGUAUGAAGCUAAUUUGAAAAGGCACCUGAAAUACAUACAUGGUGGAGGCACCGCAGACAGUUCUGUGUGUGGCACAUCUAGGCAAGUUUUCAGCAACACAAGUGAACUUGUCGCGUAUCGACAGACUUCUUCACAUCAGUGCAAUACAUGCACACGUGAUCAAGAGUUAUCUAGUAGCACAUGUCCAGACAACAGCACUUCGAAUAAAGAACAUUGUGAAUGUGCAAAGACAUGUGAACCAAUUAUAAAUAAUGAUGAAUCUGCUACAGUAAUUAAUUGCAAUAUAUGCAAUAAAUUAUUUUUUUUUUGUAGAAAAACAUUUUUGAAACAUCACACUCAUCAUGAUUUUGAUAAUAGAUGUCAGUUAUGUAACAAAACUUUCUCAACACGAAAAAAUCUUCAAAAAAACUCAAAAUUACAAACAAAUGCUGUUAAAAGGUUCAGAUGCGACUUGUGUCCGGUUGCCUGCCCCACGGUUUCGGGGCUGCGCAUACACAAACGCACACAUUCUGGAGAGCGUCCCUAUCACUGCCUUAAGUGUAAUACAAGAUUCUCUCGCAACACUGCCUUGAAGAAGCACGACAGGAGCGUCCACGGGGCGCCGGGCUCGGUGACGUACUCCUGCGGCGAGUGUGGCGCGGCCUUCCGGGCGCGCGGGAACCUGCUGCGCCACUACCUGACCGUGCACCGCGCGCUGCGACGCUUCGUGUGCGGGCUGUGCGGGUGGCGCCACGGCCAGAACCAGGACCUGCGGCGCCACCUGCAGCAGAGGCACCGGGUGGAGGGCCCGUCCAUCCUGGGUGCCGACAAGAAGCCACUCAGCGAGAUUUAUGUACUUCCGAGCAUCGACAACCUCCCACCAUCAGAUCCACUCGUCGCCAAAAUUAAAUCUAUUGUAGAUAAAGAAAAGCAGAAGUUCCAGGAGGUGGAGGAGUUGCUGUUAGCUGUGGGCACUGACAAGCAGACAAGUGGUUUCGGUGAAGAUGGAGAGGAACGGCCGAUGGUCUCCUCCGUGGAACGGCAGAGGCGUGUUGCCACAGCGCAGAUGGGCACGGACGCGGGGACCCAGGACGGUGGGUCCGGGCCCAGGGACUGCACGGUUGCAGUGCAGUGCGAACACUGCGGCACACAGUUGUGCAGCGAGGUGUCGCUCCUGGCCCACCUCCGGGAGAGGCACGCCAUGCUGGUGUGCCGCUGUGGCGUCUGUGCGGAGGCCCACGUGGCGGGGAGCCACGGCGUCUGCCUGCGCGUGCCGGGGCUGCUCCUGGAGGCGCGCGGCUCCCGGAGCUGGACGGUGACCGAGGGCUUCCUCGUGCAACCCGUGUCUCCGAGCGUCGUGGCUGCACUUGAAGCACAGUCUCUUCCGACUGAUCCCACUGGUUCCACAACCAUCCGACUAGAUCCUGCAGCCUCGCAAGAAUCCCUGGCGCCAAACAAGCCAGCUCAGACAUUAUCGACUGAAACAGCUGAAAAACAUACUAUCGACAAUGUUGACUGUGGAGGUGAGAACCGGUACGUGUGCUCAGUGUGCGGGAAGACCUUCAAGGAGAAGGGCAAUCUGAAGGUUCACAUGCGCAGCCACACGGGGGAGAGACCAUUCCGCUGUGAAAUUUGCGACCGCAGAAUGAGGUAUCAAAAGGAAAUGUUGGAGCACAAAAGAAUGCACGAGGGAUUGUUGCCGCAUGUGUGUGACCAGUGUGGCCGCAAGUUCACAAGACGCAGAGUGUUGGUGCGGCACAAGCACACCCACUCUGCAGUCAAAAGGUAUAAAUGUUCUAUGUGCGACAAGGCAUUCAGUCGAUUAGAUCACUUGAAGUCCAUCCACAUGCCAACCCAUUCGACUGACAAACAAAAGCUGCCAGAGUUUGCCUGCUCAACUUGUGAGAAACGCUUUGUGUUAAAGUCGAAGUUACAGCAACAUCUGAUUCUUCAUUCUGGGGAGAAGAAAUAUGAGUGUAAUCUUUGCUUCAAGUCAUUUGCUUUGAAUAGCUAUUUGAGUUCACACCUCAAAACCCACAAGAAACAGGCUGGCUACAUAACGUGUCCAAAAUGCCCGAGGAAGUUUGUCUCAGAUGAAACACUUAAGGUGCACAGCCGAACGUUCCACGAGCGACUGGCCGGGCUGUCGAUGAGCGUGGAGGAGAGGAGCGGAGUCGAUGGCAGGGUGGAAGAAACGGGCGUUCCAAGCGCUGAUGCGAGCGCGCGGACGGAGGAAGUCUCUCAGUGACUGUUACAAGUAUACGUGGUGCGUGCACUCCAGCCAGUUAGCUCCACGAUUGGUAACGCUGCUUGUAAAGAAACUUCAAUAAAUAACAAGUAAGAAUCCAC